AUGCAGAAUAUUUCGGCCACCGAGGCCACCGCCGGUAUCCAGAUCCUCGCCGACACAGCCCUCCGCCGCGAUGAAGCAUUUUCUCGAUAUGAGACUACACCUUUCAAUGACAGCCCUGACGAAAAAUGCGACUCUCCGUCCCGCAUUCUCGACACAUUCUACCAGAGUGGGGGGUCUGCGUCAAUCGUCCAAAUAACAAACUUUAAUAUUCGGCAAUUUCAAAGCAUUUGGAGGACGUUCGCGGAUUUUAUAACGUCAAAAUUCAAUGUCGGGCGUGGACACAAAUCCCCGUUUACGGGCAAAGACGUUUUCUUCAUGGUGAUUACGGUCCUCAAGCACGGCGGUAAUUGGGACCUCCUAGGGCGUAUUUUAAGAUCAAAGGGCCAACGUUCGAGCGUCUUAUAA
Chondrus crispus (carragheen) is the source of this 405-nucleotide messenger RNA. RefSeq lists its product as hypothetical. Bases 1 to 405 code for a protein of 134 amino acids. The transcript has a single exon. NCBI's taxonomy places the organism in Eukaryota, Rhodophyta, Florideophyceae, Gigartinales, Gigartinaceae. The record is from RefSeq and is a predicted model, not a curated record.